AUGGCUACAACCAGAUCUCUUAAACACAAUUCUGAUCAAGGAGGUAAAAAUAGUAAAUCAUAUAAAGCUUGGAUUACUCUAAUUUAUGGCUCAGAAGAUUCGGAUACUAGCAAUAAUUCAAGUCUUAGUAGUGAUAACGAAGCUGAUAUACUAUUAGCAAGAAAUCGUCAACAAUGGCAGUAUGCACAUCGAAAAUUAGAAGAUUCUAAUUCUGUAGAAUACAUAUCACCUGUAAAUUGUUUUGGGCUCUUAGAAAGAGCCCGAGCUGCUAUUUUUUUGUCUAUUAAUGAAUUAUGGAAUUCAUCUAAUAUAAUAGGUUUAAAGGCUUCUAUUUUAGACCCCCAAGCAUUAAAAUUACUUCCAUUUGCUACAACUCAAAAAUGGAAAGGGACUGAAGCCCAAGUUCGUGCUGAAUUAUUGUUAUUUGAAAAUCAAAUGAAUAUUUUAAGUAGUGCUGAAAUAGAAAAAAGUAUAGUAACUAUUAGUAAAGAUCCUCAAGAUUCUCUAAGUGCCGAAUUAUAG
Molecule: messenger RNA, 522 nt
Organism: Racocetra persica
Lineage: Eukaryota; Fungi; Glomeromycota; Glomeromycetes; Diversisporales; Gigasporaceae
Source: the annotation of a GenBank genome assembly